Monosiga brevicollis MX1 is the source of this 13440-nucleotide messenger RNA. RefSeq lists its product as uncharacterized. The record is from RefSeq and is a predicted model, not a curated record. Bases 1 to 13440 code for a protein of 4479 amino acids. Gene Ontology annotation, molecular function: protein binding. Lineage: Eukaryota; Choanoflagellata; Craspedida; Salpingoecidae. The transcript has 19 exons.
AUGGCGGCACGGCACGCCCGGGCCGCGAUCCUGGUUGUGGCGGCCCUCCUGUGCGGCAGUGCCUCGGCCUUGGUCGUGUACGAAGCUGACUAUAUUCUCGAUGACCCCAUGGUCUGGACGCCGCAAAACUCACCCUACGUCAUCGAAGGCAACUUUUUCAUCGAAAGCAACGGGUAUCUGCGCAUCACGGCCGGUGUCGAGGUCAUCACCCGCCCAGACGCUUACAUCAACGUCAAGAACAUUUUGCAGAUCGAAGGCAUACAGGGGCUGCCCGUGCGCUUCCAUCCCAACACCUCCACCACCACGGUGGGUCAGUGGCGUGGCGUCAUCUUCACUACGGGAGCCAAGCCCUACGUCCCCGACACCACGGGCGCUGCACGUGGCUGCCUUUUGGAACAUGUCACGUUUGAUAACCCGGGACGCUCCGCCACGCCGGCCAUCAACGUUCAAGGCUCUGCCCCUCGAAUGCUUGGCCUCACCGUCAACCACGCCCAGGAUCAUGGUGUGUACAUUGCCAACUCGGUCGAAUCCUUUGACAUCGAAAACAGCACCUUUUACAACAACUACCGUGCCCUCGAUUUGCAAACCAGCACCUCGUGCCGCACUAGCCCCUGCUCCCUUUCUGGUAUUACCGUUGAAAACGAUCGUGAGUACGGCAUGUACCUGUCUGGCCUCUCCGGCAGCAGCACACUCACCGUUCGUGACAGCGCCUUUAUCAACACACAGUCCAAUCUGUACGCCUACACCACCUACGGCUCCCUCUCCUUCAUCAACACCCUCUUUGACGGUCGGGGUGUUCGUUCACGGGGCCUUUUCGUCUACUACGGCGGUGUUCGUCUCGAAAAUUGUACUUUCACUGGCUUCACCUCGUGGGCCGUGUCACAACAGUACAGCACCACCGCCCCUUUUCAGGCGCGCUACAACCACUUUGUCGACACGGCCUACGGUCUCGAAUACACACCUCGCUCGGGCUACAGCUCUCAAUCCGUUUUCUCACAUAACACCUUCCAGCGCCUCACCGAGCAAGCCCUGAGUCUGUCCGUCUGCGCCCCCGCCGAUGACCGCCUUGAAAUCCGUCACAACAUGAUUCGCGACUCCAGCUUUACUGCUGCCCAAGCCAUAUCGAUCACCGAGACUUGCAGCGCAACCAACUCUUCCUUGCCUUUUGAGAACAAUCGCAUUGUCAAUUGUACCAUCAUUCAAGAGGUAAAGCACGAACAAGAACUUGCAAAAAUCGUAUCUCUGUGCGCCCUCACCUUGCCCGCUCGCCCCAUUCGCCCCUUGCUCCUGACCGGUCUGUCUGCAUUUGCCUUGACCCAUCACCAGCUCCUGCGAGUUCAACCAAGUGCCGCAACCUCCAUGACCCUGCGACACAAUUCUUUCGAGGACAUUACAUCGACCUCCAGUGCUUCAACUGCCCUAGCAGUACAGUGGGCCCCUCAAGCUGAUGACAACAUAGAGAUUACAUAUAAUCGCUUUGUUAAUGUCUCGCUGCCCACCUAUUUUUACCUCUUCGGCUCGGGCGUGGCUGCCCUUCGAACAAGCGCACGCUUUCAGCUGGGCGUCAACUUUAUGAACAACAUCAACAACAUUGAUGCCUUCCGUUCACGUGUCCUCGAUCGCCGCACUGAUAUAUACGGAGCCUAUGUUGAGUCCUUUGCCAUCCUUUUGGCAGAUCCGCAAGACUGCCAAGCCCUCGACACUUGUUCGGCCCUUCCCACCGCCAUGGACACCCGUCCCUUUCUACAGGACAACGUGCUGCAUGGCAUCCUCCGGAACGAUCUCACCCUCUCGCCUGAUACAACCUAUGAACUGAACGAAGCCAUCUUGAUUCAGUCCAAUGUUACACUUACCAUCCCUGAGGGUGUGCGCAUCGACGCAGGAGUCAAUGGCAUGAUUCUCGUCGCGGGGCAGUUGAACAUCCGAGGCACGGCGACCAAGCCCGUGGUCAUGACUUCAAGCGCAACUCGUUUGGCGGCUGGCACCUUUCUUGACUGCGUCACCUACACGGCCGGCGCGGACAUCUCACAAGUUACCGGCACCAUGACCACAUCGGCGCAUUGCACCAACCUCUGCCGUCGCGCUCGCCAAGCAUACGCGAGCGUUCAGAACAGCAAUCGCUGCAUCUGUGCCAACGUCCAUGCAGCGGACCAGUCGCGCUCUGAUUGUACUUACAGAUGCCAGGGUGAUAACAAUGAGUUUUGCGGUGGCUACAGUUCCAUGCGCACUUAUGCGACAGGUGAACCACUUGCUUGGCGGGGCAUUGUCUUCCUCUCGGAUGCCAAAUCGGCCAGUGUAGCCCACCUCGAUAUUUCGUACACUGGUGGCACCGUCUACAACCUGGCUGCCAUUCGCUCGUACGCUGCCACCGCAAUUAACCUGACUGCCUCCACCUUUCACGACAUGCGAGGCCCCGCCCUGCAACUGGAUGGCACUGUUGCGCAGCGCAACGUGUGGACCAAUCUCACGUUCUCCAACAUUGCCCACCACGCAAUCCACUUGACGAACCAGGCGUGUCGGGAAGGGUGCAGCUUGGAACACGUGCACGGCAAUAACAUCAGCCUGGCCUUGGUCUACACUAGCUUCGACACAUCCGGGACUGCAGAUAGCACCGUGAGCAUGAACCAUGUCACCAUGGACACUGUUGGUGGUGGUCGGCUCUGGGGCUUUGGCUCAACGUCGGCCGCCUUGAGCAUCACUCGUGCUCGUGACUUUCAGUACGACAACGGCCAAGCAACUCGCACCUACGCAUCAGCCAUUGCCACCAGCUACAGUGCGGCGAACAUCACCCGCUCCGUUUUCACCGAGUGUGGCAAGGAAAGCGGCAACUUUGCCGUCUACCUGGAUGACUUUUCCCCUUACACCCAGCUCGCUCAAGUGACAGACAAUGUGUUUCGUGACAACGUCGGGGCUCUAUUUAUGCAAAACCUGUACAACUAUUACCACCGCAUGCUUGUAGCACACAAUGAGUUUACCGCCAACGGUGGCACCUAUGUGCUCGACCUGUCUCUAACUGGUCGUUUCCGCAAUACUUUCGAGCACACUCAGAUUGAAGUUCGCGACAACAUCAUUGCCAACAACACGGCAACGCAAAGCAUCAUCAACCUCGCCUGCACAAAUGUAUACUCGUCGUCAGUUCUGUCCUUUGCUGGCAAUUCCAUCCGCAACAACACGGCCGUGGAUGCCAUUUUUAGCCUCUCCACCUCGAGCAACAUGCGUCCCGAGGUCGUCGCCAACGAGAUUGUGGAAAAUUCGGCUGCCGUGGGCAUUCGUUUGGCUCAGAGCGGUGCCGUGGCUGGCCGCCGACCCCAGCUCUGGCAUAACCGGUUUGCUAACCUGCUCAGCACGGGCUACGAACUUGAAACUUCCAUCGCUGAUGCACAGCUUCCCAUUAAUGCCAGCCUCAACUAUUGGAACACCAUUCAACUUCGCAGGGUCAAUGACAAGGUCUAUGAUCUUUUGGACAGCGGCAAUCUAGAGCUGGUGAGCGUCCAGCCAUUUCUAGAUGCCCUUGGUCAAGUCGUCGUGAUCGCUGCCGAGGACGAGCUGUUACAAGCUGAUGGCAGUCUGUCGGGCCUCCUCUCGCAAGACUGGACCAUUCCCGCCAACUCAACCUUUGUUGUUUCCGGCAUGAUUGUGGUCCAAGCCGACGUCGUGCUGCGGGUUGAAGAGGGUGUGACCAUGCACUUCACCGAGGCGGGUGGUCUCAAGGUACAGGGUGCGUUACAGGUCCUGGGCACUGAGGCCAACCGGGUCGUUUUUACUCAUGCCAACGUCUCACGCGCUGCGGCCUUGAGCAAUGCGCUACCCGCCUUCCAACCAACCUACAUUGGCUGCUUGCCCGAUGCUGACUUUGACAUGUUCCUGCCCAUCACACUCUCCCGGCGCACUGCCGACGCCUGCGUGGCUGCCUGCUAUGCGGCCGGCUUCCCCGUGGCCGGCGCGCGCCGUAGCUCGCAAUGCUAUUGUGGCCGUGGUUGGUCGGAUCCGACUGCUGCUGUCAGCGAUGGCACCUGCUCGUACCAGUGCACGGACAAUAGCACGCAGCGCUGUGGUCAAUACUACUACUCCUCGGUCUAUGCCACGGGCCUUCCAAAGCGCUGGCAGCAAGUUGAUUUUGCCGACAAUGCAGCCGGCUCUUUUAUGGACGGCAACAGCUUUAUCAAUGGGUCCUUUGUAAACCACCUUCAUGUCUCGUACACAGGUCUCACUGCGCUGGCCGUCAACGGUGCUGGCGUGGCCAUGCACCAUGUGGAUGUACACGCUUCAGCCGGGAACUGCGUUGCUUUUUCGGGGGAUUCACAAGGCACACCUGUGGAUCUACGCAAUUUGACUCUGACGCGAUGCUCAUCAUAUGGGCUGGUCAUGAGCAGCAACGCCUUGGAAGACGGCGGUGUGCUUGACGGCAUUACAGCCCGGCACGUGGGGAACAACGGUCUGCGCCUGCGCGACAAGAACAGCAACACACACCGCCUUAGUGUUCGCAAUGUUCUGGUUGAGGACGGCGCGAGUACCGGCGUGUACCUCUAUACAAUCUACAACCUUGAAGUGCAAGACAUUGUUGUACGCCGCACUGCCGGGCACGGCAUCUAUGGCUAUGAUUUGGGCCCGUUUGACUUGAUGCGCGUCCACAUCGUGGACGCUCAGGGUGCGAGCAACAACUACGGUGUGUUUAUGGAAGACAUGCAAUCAGCUUCUCAAAUGUUCUCCAAUGUCCGUGUGUUCAACAGCCAGGGAGGCCUGUACUUGUCCCCGAGGUAUGGAUUCUCCAAUCAUAUUGUCGUAUCCAAUCUCGUCGUGGACAAUUGCACUGGCGACAAGGGCUACUACUUUGAUUCGACCCGCAUUUACGGUGGUACUUUCCGAUUCGAAGACAGCACCAUCGCCAACAGCACCUUGAUCAAUGCGCUGCACAUCGACAUUAGGUAUCAGAAUAACCAGCAGCACUCCUACACCCGCAAUCGCAUCGAGCACAACACUUUGAGCGACAGCGUUGUUCGACUGGAGAAAACGAACUACAAUGGUGGCAUUCAGUUCAAUCUAACUCACAGCGUACUGCGCAACAACUCGGCGCCAUAUGGCAUUUAUCUACCACAACCAACGACAUCCUCAGGUGGCAUACAGAGGCCUGAUUUCUUUUACAAUGUUUUUGACAACAAUGUUGAGUAUGAACUGUACACCACCAUUACGGACGCCAACAUCCCGGUCAACGCAACCCACAACUAUUGGGGGACGGACAUUGAGUAUGAAAUUGUGGUGGACAAGUUGCACGAUAUCAGUGACGACAGCAACUAUGAACGCAUCAUCUAUUUUCCCUAUUUCGUGGAUGCCGCGCUUGACAGCUUGAUAGAUUUGGAUGCACAACGCCUUACAAUUGUUCUGCCGGAUGGUUCUCUUGGCGGCGUGGUCACGGGUCAUGAGAUUCUGUCCAGCGCACGUGCUACCAAUGGCACUUUUUACGUCAACUCGUCUCUGGUCGUCAUGGAAGGCGCCAUUCUCGAGAUUGAGCCGGGACUGCGCUUUGUGCUUCGCCCGGACGUUGCCAUCAAUGUCAAGGGCACCAUUAUCAGCCAUGGCACGACGAGCAAUCCCAUUGAGUUUACGUGCGACCCCGCCUCUGCUUUUGCUCCAAUGCAAGCUCUGGGCUGCACGGGCUCGUCGAGUACCAGCACGUAUCCUUGGUACCGCGACUCGACGAGCAUGACUCACGAGAGCUGUGUCAACUUUUGCGCAGCACGUGGUCACGCUGUCGCAUAUGUGCAGAGAGCAUACGAUUGCUUCUGCAGCAAUGGCGCGCCCGCCGACCUGAGUGACUCGCUGAGCGCCUGCACCAGCACCAGCUACCGCUGCCGGGGUAAUUCCUCGCAGUUUUGCGGUGCCUAUAGUGCUGGCUUGGUAUUGGGUACGGGUGUGUGCCAACACUGGGGAUCGUUGACCUUUGAUGCCGCGAGUCAAGGCACGGAACUUCACCCAGACUUCUCUUACAAGAGUGGCAACAUCCUCAAGCACACUCGACUGUCCUAUGGCGGCAAUGCGGUGGCCCCUUUUUCCGCUACGGUCAUUGUAGAGGGUGACACGGUGCUGAUGGAGGAUGUUGAGGUCGUCUACUCGGGAUCGCACGGCAUUGCACUCCAGCCAAGCAAUGCUCAGGUGCGACCAAGCGUUCUAAACCGCCUCAACAUGACGCUCAACCAGGGUCAUGGUCUCUCGGUCACGGCUCGGGCUUGCGAGGUGGCUUGUGAAUUUGAGGACAUUGAUGCACGGCUCAACCGAUACAACGGCUUGUACAUUGACGCCUCCGGCUUCAACUCACCCAUCUCACUGAAUGGAGCCAACUUCAUUUCCAAUGGAUGGAAUGCCAUCCACAAGGAUGUGUCACAGGGUAACUCAACCGCUGCAGGCGAGGCUGGUCUGCGUUUGAAUUGCCACUCUAGCUCAAGUGUGCCAGUAGCGAUGGCUCGGCUUGUGGCUCAGCAAAACUAUGGCGCUGGUAUCUACUUUCAAAGCUGUCUUUUUCACCUGCUGGACAGUGACGUCCAGGAGAAUGGUGAUCACGACAAUGACUAUGCCAUUUAUGCCGAGUCCCCGGCGCCGGGCACCAUCAUCUCCCGCAACAACGUCAGCCACAGUAAUGGUGGCAUUUAUAUCACCAACGCACGAGAGUUGACUGUUGCAGACAACGAGCUCAUGCAACUUCAAGGUACACAUGCGCUGUAUCUCUCUGUGCAUUACAACUUCUACAGUGCCACCAUUCGAAUCACUGGAAAUACACUGCAGAACAAUGACGUCUCCCAUGUGGCAUACAUCUCCGGCUCGUGGCGCACCUCAUAUGCGGCUACGCUGGAGAUUAGCAACAAUGAUAUCUUGGACAAUAUUGCUUCAGACAGCAUUGUGUACCUCUCCGGAUACGGUGGCUGGCCGGUCAUCUCCACACACCAGUAUGCAUUCACGGGCAACCGCGUCUUGGGCAACCGCAUCGAUGACAUUCGCAAGGGCGCCCUGCAAAUCGAUGGAUACACCCCCAAAGUCGACUACAACUUCUUGGUCAAUCCAGACCUUCUGACCGAGAUCAUCAGCGCUGUACGAUGCACAUCCGGUUGCUCGAGCAACUGUCCCUCACAAUGUGCAGGCAAUCUGACCGCCACGGACAACUGGUGGGGCUCAGCAGACCCCGCCUUUGUCUCGACCCGAGUCGUGGAUGCAAGAGAUGACACACAAUUCCCCUUCAUUAUCACCACCCCGCAUCUGACCUCAGCUUCUUUUGACUGCUCGGCCGUUAACAACUGCUCGGGCCACGGCACGUGCAGCCGCCCACAAAUGUGUACCUGCGACUCAGGUUAUACGGGCACGGACUGCUCGAAUUUCACCUGCACGGACGUGUUUGGCUGCAAUGCGAACAACGCAGGCGGUGUGUGCAUUGGACCCAACACUUGCAAUUGCACCGAGUCCUGGGAGUCAGCCUACUGCACCACGCCAAUUUGCCGCCAGAGCUGUGAGCAGGGCAUCUGUGUUCGCCCUGACCAGUGCCAGUGCAUUCAAGGAUGGGCCGGGAAUCGCUGUGACGAGUGCGCGCCUGACUACGCCGGCAACCGCUGCAAUAUCCGCUGCCCCGCGUGUGCCAACGGUGGUCAUUGCUUGGAUGGACGCAAUGGGACAGGCCAGUGCGUGUGCCCUGCCCCAUUCACAGGCUUGUCAUGCACCAAUUGCCUCGAGGGCUUUUUUGGGACGAGUUGUGGGGCUCUGCCGGCCACCCGAGCGGUGGUUCCAGCGUUCGGCUUGGAUGUGGGUGGGUACACAGUGGCAGUCCGAGGGUACAACUUGUCGCCCUUUGACAACCACAUGGUGCGAUGGGGCCCUGGGACGUCUCGAGACCGGGCCUGCACCUUUGAAGCCACUGAUCGCUUGCUGUGCGAGGUGGCGCCCAGCCCGAGUGGCGCCACAGAUCUGACUAGUGUGACCGUGACGCUCUACAUCAACGGUUCGCUUGUCCAGUAUGGUAAUUCCCUUACCUUUCAAUAUCAAGCUGUCUGCCCCGAUGAUGCAUGCGUUCAUGGCACUUGUUUCCAGCGACAAUGCGCUUGCUUGCUUGGCUGGAGCGGCGCCAACUGCUCUAUUCCUGUUCUGGCGCCCGUGUUGGUGCCGGUGACCCGCGUGACUCUGCGCGAAGGCGAAGUCGUCUAUGAAACACCGUUCAGCGUGUCCACAGGCACGUCUCCUCUGUUUUGGCGCAUGACCGGCGCACCUUCCGGUCUCACGCUGGGAAGCUCGUCAGCGGCUUUGUCGUGGAACAAAGCUGUGGCGCGUGCUGAUCCCUAUGGCGUGCGCGUUUAUGUGCGCAAUUCCAUCGCUGAGGUCUUCAUGGACGUUCUCAUCGAUGUCCCGCUACAAUACGCCGCCUCGGGGGACGUCGUCGAUGUGGGUGGUCAAGUUGUAUCUGGUGGUCCUCAACAACUGGAGGUCAAACCAGGAAGCUACGUGCAAGUUCGUGGAUCACUUACACCCACCUUCAACGAUAGCGCAGUAGGUGGCCAGGCUGUCUCAAUCUGGCUGCUGCGCCAAGGUUUCACACCGCAAGAAGUGGUGGUCAACAGCAUUUUCAACGGAGUCUUCAGCUACUAUUGGACUUUUUCGCAGAACCAGGCCGGACGUUUUUUCCUGGGUACCACCCACCCAGCCAACCGACUGCGCUCCGAAAUGCAGAGCACGGGCUACUCGCUUGUGUUCCACAACCUGCGUAUCACCAGUGGUAUCUCUAUUUCAGGUUACCCGGGCCUGAAAAUGGGACGCGGGCGCAUCGAGAAUCUUGGGGAUUUGCCGUUGACGAACUUGACCUACCGCUUGCCCGAGGGCCUUCCAGCAGUGCUGGCAAACAUGACCGUGACGUUCGAGUCCGCACAGCUAGCUGCGCGUAGCUCAAUGAACGUUGACAUCUCGUGCCAUGCUCCGGGGCCCUUUUUUUCAGCUAGUUUUUACAUCGUUAUUCAGACACAGGAAACGGGCAGUCGCGAGUUUGGGCUGUACACAACCAUAACCGUGCGCGAUCCAGAACCUCGCCUUGAGUUGAGCCCUUCGCGACUGGCUGUGGACAUGACACGUGGGGAACAGCAAACCUUCGCCAUCACCGUCAGCAACACGGGUGGUGCGGCUACUGGCCCUUUAAGUGUGCGGCUCGCACAGAAUGCGGUCGUGUCCUUAGGCUCGCCCCCGGCCAUUAGCAACAUUGCACCUGGCAACUCAACCUCCUUUAAUGUCGUUGUCUACCCUAGCCUCUAUCAGCCCAUCGGACGCAUUGGCGGCACCCUAGUUGUAUCCAACAGCCUUGUGAGCAAAACGCUGAGCUAUGACGUCAACAUCAUUAGCUCCUCAGUGGGUAAUCUGACCAUCGUGUGCGAGGAUGAGUUUACCUUUUUUGACCCAGCUGAGCCACGCCUCGAGGGUGCGUAUGUACGAAUUACCAGUACCGACGGCCGCAUCAACACAUAUGGCUACACGGAUGGAAAUGGUACCAUUGUGUUUCCUGAUAUCCCGGAAGCUUACUACAACAUUCGCGUAACGGCAUCUGGACACGCGCCCCAUGCUGAAACCGUGCGUCUAGUGCCGGCGGGCCGCACGGUGCGAGCUUUCCUUGCGCGUCAAGCCGUGUCCUACACGUGGUCGGUGACUCCUGUCACCAUCACUGAAUCAUACAAAUUUACGGUCGAAGCGACUUUUGUCACCCGAGUGCCCAUGCCAGUGGUGACGGUUGAACCCAUUGUUGUGGACCUCACGGCUCUUGAGCUUGAAGCAACCGAGCUUGGUGUGACCUACUACAACUACGUUGUUACGAACCACGGCCUCAUUCGCGCCAACGACUUCAACCUUGUGCUACCGGCCGGCCACCCCUACCUCGAGUUCAGCUACCCCACGCCGAUUGGUGGUAUUGAGGCCAACACCUCGGUGGUCGUACCCGUCACCGUGACCUACGUCGGGGAUGCUCAUACUUUCAUUGGCCUCACCUUUUCGGGUGGCGCCCCUUGUUUUUCAUCGGGUGAUGGACGAGGCUAUGGUCACUUGUGGUUGGGUGGCAAUGGCGGUGGCUCGAGUUCAUCGCGCCGCACCGGCGAGCCCAAUCCGGGGAGCUAUGCAGUCGUUCCUUCAAAUACGAAGACGUUGUCCUUCUGCGACCCCUGCGUCAAAUCCCUUCUGGAGUGCCUCAUUGGCUUCGUACCUGGUGCAGGCUGCGCUUACGCUUGUGGUGAAGGUGCCUCGGCUGCCCCUGGACGCUCACGCUGGGGCAAUUUGUAUGGCGUGUCCAACUGCGUGCUGGCUUGUUUGGGGGGGCCUGUGGCCAGUGCUGCCAUGUGUCUCUGGACCGUGGGCCGUGACUGUCUUGGCCUGCCCUUGCCCGCAACGCCAUCGCGCCGUCGCCGCGCAACCUCACCCUUGGUGCAAGCCCGUAUGGAGCAGACUGUUGCGCUGAGCGAAGCGUACCGAAAUCAAUUGUCCAUUUUUGCCCUCAUCUACUCGGGCCCAUUGUAUUUCACAACCGCUGAUGGCCUCACACUCAAUGAAGAUGCCAACAAGUGGUUGAGCCUUAACGACAAGGAGUGGCAAACCCGCGUGGGUGCCUUCUGGGCGGAUACCUCGGACGGUGGCAUCAUGUUAACCCCAGCCGAAUGCCGCAACCUGACUGAUGCGCCCCCGGCCACUUUCUCGGUUGAAGGCGUUCUCAGUGCUGAAGCAGUCGCACACUUUUGCGCACGGUGGAACAACACACAAGUUUAUUUCGACCAAGGCAUCACCUCCAUGGCCGAUGUACCCGAGGGUUGGGAUACCAACUUCAUUCCCCAUGAUGAAUACUAUGCGCGCUGGCAGCAACUCCAAGCCGAUUACAGCAAGCUGCCACACAAUCCUGAUGGAACGGCCAGCUUUGACGAUCAAAUGUAUCGUAGCUACAUUGCCACCGAGGACGCGGCCCUUGAAGAUGAGGUAGGCAAGUGCGUGGAGGUGCGUGUUCGAAUUGAACAGGAAAUGACGCUCACGCGCACAGCCUUUGAAGGCUCACUUGAGCUUACCAACGAUGCCGAGGACCCGCUGGAGAACAUUCGUGUUGUCCUUUACAUGCUGCCUCAUGAAGAACGCAAUGUCAGCCGCAAUGUGACACAUCUCUUUGUCAUUGGUCAGCCGAGCCCCGUUUUUGCUGGAGGCGUUAAUGGCAAUGGCACGGUGCCUGGUGCAAGCUCGGGCAAGGCCACGUGGCUCUUCAUGGCGUUGCGUGACGCCGCCCCGACUGAAGCGGUGCUUUACGAUGUAGGGGGCGAAAUCACAUAUACUGUGCGUGGUACAGAGUUUCGCAUCACCAUGUAUCCAGAUACCAUCACCGUCUAUCCGGACCCGCGUCUGCAGAUCAAAUACUUUUGGGAUAGCAUCGUGUAUUCUGACGAUCCUUUCACAGAGGAAGUUGAGCCGGCCAUUCCAUUUAGUCUGGCAGUCAUGAUUCAUAACGACGGAGCGGGCACAGCGCGGGACAUGCAAAUUGUCUCUGGCCAGCCCGAAAUUAUUGAAAACAAGGAUGGCCUUCUGGUCAGUUUCACCAUUGUGCGGUCUCGCCUCAACUAUGAGGAGAUUUCAACUUCGUUGAGCGUGACGGUUGGUGAGGUGGCACCAUACAGCAGCUCGGUGGUGCGCUGGGAUAUGGUGUGCCCCUUGCAAGGCCAAUUCAAGGACUUCAAUGCCACCAUGGAGUACGAAAGCCCCCUGGGAGACCAGCGUCUUUCUAUUGUGGACAAUGUAACCAUCUAUCCUCUUGUUCGAAUUGUGAGGUUUGAAGCAGAGAACGACGACGUGCCCGACUUUUUGACAGAUGAUUUUCUUGGAGAUGCCAUCCCAGACACGCUGCACAGCAGCUAUGAUAAUAACGAGUACCCGCUGUGGACGUUUGUGGACCAUUCUGCCGUCAACGUUUCGGGCCGCGUCGCCAAUCCCCAAGGUGGUUUUUCAAUCACAGUCAUGGUUCCCAUCACCAACGCUCCUACCUACGUUCGCAUCGACGACCCAGUAGAAGAUACGGUGCGCCUCUCAUCAGUGCAACGUCUUGCCGACGGCUCGGGGGGCACGCUGCCCGGCGAGAACGUUUGGCGCACAUACCGCGUCAAACGAUCCGCCUCAAAGGUCACGCCGCUGGAUUACCUGCACCUCUUUGAUCACGCGUCAGCGGGUGUAUAUGUUUUGAACUUUGACGACUUGGCCCCCGUUUCACAGCUUACCGUGAUUGAUGUCAGCGAGUCUGACGCCACGAUUUUGUGGCUGCCAUCGAUUGGUGCCAACACGUACCGCAUCACGGCUCGCCAAGCAGGAGCAGGGCAGGCAUUUGCACCAACCUCAAACAACAGCGUCACAACUGCGGAGAGCUUUACGGUUGAGGCGCUGCAACCAGCAACCACAUACGAGGUCCGCGUACAGGCGGGUGUGGAUGGUCAAUUCGAGGCGGCCGGUCAGACGGUGCAACUCCUGACGCCUGGAACGCGGCCCUCCACCACGCCUGAAGCCACAGCCACACCAACACCAACUGUCACCUCCACGCAGACGGCGAGGAGCACGAGCACCGAUGGCCCUGGUAGCACGGGAGGACACAUUAGCUCGACGACGAGCCACACCAACGCUGUGGGCUCGACCACUUCGGUAGUUGGUGGUUCAACGCCCCACGGUGCGAGCACGUCGACCCCUGUGCCUGCCUCGACCACAGUAGCCACUUCAACCACGAUGGCGUGGGCAUCCAUCACGCUCGACUACGACAUUGCCGCAACAGCCAAUCGCUCCCUGCUCAACGAUACAGCCGCCAUGCGCUCGCUCAUUGCGGAGCACCUAGCCAAACUUGAUGGCUGGUCUACACUCGAUGCCUACGAAAUCGUCGUCUCCCCCCUUGGUGGGGGCGUCUCAUUUUAUCGCAUUCAAGUCCGCUUUCGUGGCGCAGGGGCCGCCACGCUGGAAUCUGAGCUGGAAGAAGAGGGCUUGGAGCUCAGCGAGCUUGGGCUGGCGUCGACUGGCCACACCCCAUCAACCACACAAGCUGCCAACGAGGCCUCUUCGGAUGACAGCAACACUGGCAUUGUAGUGGGUGUGGUGGUUGCUAUUGUCGUAGUACUGAUUGCUGUUAUCGCGUUUUUCGUCCAUCGAGCUCGCUCCGGGCCACACAAAUCGGCCACGAAGCUUGGAGACAGCAACACCAAUGAGUACGCCAAUCCGGUGUAUGCGUCCAACAUGCAACUGGAGAAUAUGUCUGAACCGCCCCUGACGCGCACACCGUCGGUGGUUCUCCGCGGCUACGACGGCCCACUGAUGUAUAGCUGUUUGAUCAAGACAGAACAAUCAAGUGGCAACGCACGUGACGGCUCGGGGCAAAAAUUACAUAGGCCCGUCACACUGGCUGUUGUCAUACCCACCAUGUCUUGCGCGUUCUGA